Dentiscutata heterogama is the source of this 260-nucleotide messenger RNA. NCBI's taxonomy places the organism in Eukaryota, Fungi, Glomeromycota, Glomeromycetes, Diversisporales, Gigasporaceae. The record is from the annotation of a GenBank genome assembly.
AAGAUUAUAUACAAAUUUGGCAACAACUAGAAUCAAUAGAUUCUUUGCAAAUUGAAGGUAUAGAAAAUUUGCUUGCUUCUUUUAAUAGGUUCUUGAAUAAUAUAUCUAUAAAUUCUAAAAAUGAUACCAGUUUUAUAUAUCUUUAUAAAAAUGCAACAUUGAAAUCUACAGAUAUUAUUCAUGCAGAUUCAUCAUAUAAUAACAAUCUGUGGAUUAGAGAUAUCACAAUUGUAAUAAAUACAAAUGAGUUUAACAAUUAA